ACUAAUUUCAGUGUAUGAAACAGUUUUUGUGAUGUGUUUUAGCUGCACUGAAAUAUCAACCUGUCAUGAAAGAUAAACAACUCUUCAUGAAUGCGUACAAACUUAGUUUCGAAGAAAUGUAAAUUACUUCGAUGGCAUUAAAUAUGGAUCAAACUACAGUUGUUCAGGGACUUCUGUGUUCUGGUGACAAAGUACUGUUGUGCAUUGAAGCAGGUCUUGUGCAGGAUUGGGUAAAAUCAAAUCGAGUUUUAGCACUGGUCGAACGUUCCGGUGAACAUGCUGUUUUUGUUUUGGUGCAAGUAAGAACACCUUCAUCAAAUCCGGGUUAUUUAAGCAUUGAAAAGGCAAUUGCUGUCAACGACAGUUUUAGGUGUGACAUUGAAACUUCUGGGACCGACUCAACUGCAGACGACAAUGUAUAUCUUAAGAUUACUGGAAGCAAACAAAAGCUGCUUUUUGAGUUGCCGUACAAUGCGAAAACUAAAAAUUUUGCCUCUCAAGUUUCUAAAGCUUCUGAAACAUUUUUCUUAAAAAUGGGUCCUCCAUCAGAUUUCCAGUGGUUAGCAAAAUACCAACCGAUACCUGUCAUAAGAGAAUCAACAUUUUUUCUCGAUGACGUUGAAAGUUUGAACAACCUAGCACUUGAUGUGCAAUCUGUCAACUCCAUAAAUUGUGAUGAUAAUUUUUCCGAGUUUGACAAUUCAUAUUUUCCACAGCUCAUGGCAGCACACAGUGACUCUGAUCUGUCAAAAAGUCAAAUGCCGUCUCCCGAGUUUGGUAAUUUACCGAGGCAAAGCAUUGCUAUGGGUGUAACUCCACUUGCAGCCAGAGAAAGUGUGAUUCGUCUGCAAAUGACCAUGCGAGAAGAUGAUUAUGUCUAUCUCGAGAAUUACACAGUUUUCAUGGGCACGUGGAAUGUCAAUGGUCAGUCGCCUAAGGAAUCCUUAAAAGACUGGUUAUCGGUUGAUCCUACACCUCCUGAUUUCUAUGUAGUGGGCUUUCAAGAACUUGAUCUUAGUAAAGAAGCAUAUUUAUUUACUGACACCCCGAAAGAGGAUGAGUGGCUUCAAGCUGUUAAAGCAGGUUUGAAUCCUUCAGUGAAGUACAAAAUGGUCAAACUUAUUCGUUUAGUGGGGAUGAUGAUGAUUGUAUUUAUUAAAGAAGAAUUGGCUGAGCAUGUUAAAAACGUUGCCGCCGAAACAGUUGGAACUGGACUCAUGGGAAAAUUGGGUAACAAAGGAGGUGUUGCCGUCAGGUUAGACUACCAUCUUACAACCAUUUGUUUUGUCAAUUGCCAUUUAGCUGCUCAUAUGGAGGAGUGUGAACGCAGAAAUCAAGAUUAUAGCGAUAUAUGCGCUAGAAUCGCUUUCAGCCAGUUCAAACCUCCAAAAUCGAUCAAAGAUCAUGACCACAUAUAUUGGAUGGGGGAUAUGAAUUAUCGAAUAAUGGAUUUAGAUUGUGAGCAAGUAAAAGCACUUAUCGAGAAAAAGUGCUAUUCCAUUUUAUUAGAACAUGAUCAGUUGACAAUUCAGAACAAGUUAAAGAAAGUAUUUGUUGGUUUCAAUGAAAGCCAGAUCAACUUUGCACCUACUUAUAAAUAUGAUACGGGAACGAGCAACUGGGAUUCCAGUGAGAAAAAUCGACCGCCGGCGUGGUGUGAUAGAAUCCUGUGGAAAGGAUCAAAUAUAAAACAGUUUUCAUAUCGAAGCCAUCCAACCUUAAUGUAUAGCGACCACAAGCCGGUCAGUGGUUUGUUUCAAUCUAAAGUGAAGGUUGUAGAUGUUGCCAAAUAUCGCAAAAUAUACGAAGAAGUAAUGAAAAAACUGGAUAAAUUAGAAAAUGAGUUUCUGCCACAAGUCUCUCUCGACAAACUUGAAGUUAAUUUUGACAAAGUUCAUUUCAUUGAAACAAAAGUACAAAAUAUAACAAUCGCUAACACCGGGCAAGUACCAGUUCAGUUUGAGUUCAAGAAAAAAUUGAAUGAUACAAGAUACUGUAAAGACUGGUUGAGUAUCAAACCUUAUACAUCUUUUCUAAAACCUGGUGAAAAAUGCGAUGUGGAUUUAGAAGUAUUUGUUGAUAAAAGAAUAGCUUAUAAGUUGAAUGCCGGCAAGGAUAAAAUUUACGAUAUUCUCGUCCUUCAUUUGGAAGGGGGAAAAGAUUUAUUUAUAACUGUGUCUGGAACUUUUGUACCUGGAUGUUUUGGAGCAUCACUUGAAGCUCUUGUUAGGAUUCCCGUACCCAUUACAGAACUCCCUGUUGAUGAGUUAUUUGAACUAGAAAAUGCUGUUUCCACUGAUUCAAAAAUCAAACCUCAGCAGUUUGAAAUUCCUAAAGAAAUGUGGGUUUUGAUUGACCACUUAUACAAAUUUGGUUUAACUCAGAAAGAGCUGUUCUUACAACCUGGUCUUAGAUACGAAAUGCAAAAAAUCAGAGACAAACUGGAUAAUGGCAUAUAUGAGCUAGGCUCUUGUUCUAUCCAUUCAGUGGCUGAAUGUUUCUUACUGUUCCUUGAAGCCCUUGCGGAACCUGUGAUACCGUACGAGUUUUAUUACAAGUCUUUAGAAUGUUCAAAUAACUUCAUAAGUUGUAGAAAUGUUGUGAAUGAAAUUCCAAAAGUUCAUCGUAGCGUAUUUAGGUACUUAAUUUCCUUUCUUCGAGAAAUUUUGAAUCACUCUAUUUCUAACAGACUUGAUGGAAAGCUACUUGCCACUAUUUUUGGAGGAAUAUUAUUAAGGGAACCUUUAAAUGAAAGUCCUACUCCAUCCUACAAGAAGGCAAAUCAGCAGGCUAUUGAAAGAAAGAAAGCAACUUUUAUAUUUCAUUUCUUGAUGAAUGACCUAGAUGAAAUAUAAAAAUAUCAUUAUUGCAUCUCUAUGAUGUGCUAACAUACCUAUGUUUAUAAACUAAUUACCUCAUUUUAAAUAAUAGGAACUAUGGUAAAAUUUCGAACAUCACCUACGCUAAUUAUUAGUUUAAGAGGACCAUUUGUU
Molecule: messenger RNA, 2993 nt
Organism: Uloborus diversus
Lineage: Eukaryota; Metazoa; Arthropoda; Arachnida; Araneae; Uloboridae
Product: type II inositol 1,4,5-trisphosphate 5-phosphatase-like
Exons: 1
Coding region: 132-2855 (907 amino acids)
Biological process (GO): signal transduction; phosphatidylinositol dephosphorylation
Cellular component (GO): membrane
Molecular function (GO): inositol phosphate phosphatase activity; phosphatidylinositol-4,5-bisphosphate 5-phosphatase activity
Source: RefSeq, a predicted model, not a curated record